AUGGUGGAAAUUUCGCUCAACGGCGAUGGCAGUGAUGGUGAUGGCCGCGUUGGUUCCGCCCGCGAUAACUCGACGGGCGGCGGAACCGUCAGCAAACUGAACGUCGGUUCUGACUCGUCUUCGUUGAUGUCGCUCGUCAGCACCCUCGUCCCCGUGCUCAUCUACACUGUCGUAUGUCUGCUCAUAUUCUGGGCCCUGCGUCGAAGGAGUCUCCGCGUCUACUCCCCACGCACUAUUCUUAGAGACUUUUUCUCUCACGAGCAAAGCGUACAGCUUCCAAAAGGAUGGCUCAACUGGGUGAAGCCGUUCUGGACGGUUCCGGAUACGGACAUCCUGAAUCGCUCCUCACUAGAUGCCUUCCUCUUCCUUCGAUAUCUGAAGAUACUUACUAUGAUCUGCUUCGUGGGUAUGUGCAUGACAUGGCCAACGUUGAUGACCAUUCACGCUACCGGCACCGGUGGGCUUUCACAACUGGACCGCAUCACCAUAGGCAAUGUCCAGAACUCCAAAAUGCUCUUUGCCCACGCAAUCAUUGCGUGGGUCUUUUUCGGAUUUAUCCUUUUCACAAUAUACCGUGAAUGCAUAUACUACAUUAAUCUUCGCCAUGCCUACCUUCUAUCACCCUACUACUCCAAGCGUCUGUCCUCCAGGACAGUCAUGUUCGGCUGUGUCCCACCGAAAUACCAGGAUGCCGCCCGCAUGCGAAAGUUGUUCGGCGACACCGUCAAGAACGUCUGGAUCCCCCGGGACACGAGCGACUUGGAACGGCUCGUCAAGGAGCGAGACGAGACGGCGAUGCGGUUGGAAAAAGCAGAGAUUCGCCUGAUCAAGAUGGCCAACAAACGGAGGAACAAGCAACUAAAGGCUAUUGCCGCCGCCCUACCCUCCCUUCCCGAAACGGUCUCGAGUCCGCCAUCAAGCGGAAGUUCAGAACGGUCUGACGACCCCGAGAAGGGAUAUCCGCAUCAAGAGAACACUGCCCUACCCGACGUCAACGGCUCCGUCGCCGCACAGUGGAUCGGGGCCAGCGAACGACCGUACCACCGACCCCUGGCCAACUUCUUCCGCCGAGUCGAUACGAUUAAAUGGACGCGCCUGAGGAUUAAGGCUCUCACACACCAGAUCAACAAGCUGCGACGAGGCUUCCUCAAGGGCGAGGGUCGUCGACUACCCACAGCCUUUGUCGAGUUCUCCUCCCAGGCUGAUGCCGAGCGGGCGUAUCAGACCCUGGCGCACAACCGCCCGCUGCACAUGUCGCCGCGGUAUAUCGGUAUUCGCCCAGACGAAGUGGUCUGGAGCUCCCUUCGGAUGCGGUGGUUCGAGCGCAUCGCUAGGGACUUCUUGACGCGUGCGUUCAUCACGGCCGCUAUUGUAUUCUGGUCUAUCCCGUCCGCCAUCGUCGGAACCGUCUCCAACAUCAAGUUCCUGUCAGAGACAUUCCCCUUCCUGGCAUGGAUUACGAAGCUGCCUGACCCGGUCACCGGUAUCAUCAGUGGUUUGCUGCCCGCGUUGGCCUUGUCGUUCCUCAUGGCCAUCGUGCCUUGGAUGCUGCGAGGUUGCGCCAGGGUUGCCGGCGUUCCCUCGCUCUCCCUGAUCGAACUCUUUGUACAACACGCCUAUUUUGCGUUCCAAGUAGUUCAGGUCUUCCUGAUCACGACUCUUACAUCCGCUGCAUCGGCGGCUCUUACACAAGUCCUGAAAGACCCUCCUUCAGCAAAGGACCUGCUGGCCGACAACUUGCCCAAGUCCUCCAACUUUUACAUAUCCUACAUCCUCAUCCAGUGCCUAGCUGUCGGUGCUGCGUCUCUGCUGCGAGCAUUCGACAUCUUCCGCCAUCACAUCAUGGCAAAGGGCUUUGAUAACCCUCGUGGACUAUUCAGGAUCUGGCAUAGGGAGCGACCCGUGCAUUGGGGUGCCGUCUUCCCCGUCUUCACAAACAUGGGCGUCAUCGCCAUCAGCUACUCCUGCAUCGCGCCCGUCGUUCUCGGCUUCGCCGCCGCCGGUCUGUACUGCAUCUACCUAGUCUACAAGUACAACCUCCUCUACGUCAGCGACGCCUCCAUCGACACUCGCGGCCUCGUAUACCCCCGCGCGCUGAUGCACCUCCUCGUCGGCCUCUACCUCGCCACAAUCUGCCUCGUCGGCCUCUUUGCCCUGCGCGCAGCCUACAUCCCCAUGGUCCUCAUGAUCGGCUUCCUCAUCUUCACGGCCCUCGUCCACAUCUCCCUCCGGGAAGCAAUCUUCCCCUUACUCUACAACAUCCCCCGCGCCCUCGCGCUCGAGAUGGAAGAGCUCGACGGCGGCUUCGUCGCCCCAGACUACCCGCAAGACGACUUCCUCACCGACGCCGACAUCACCGCCGCGUACCCAGACUUCUUCGACCCAGGCGAGGAAAACGAGGGCCCGACGCACGAAGUCAACGGCACCCGAGGCAUCGAAGGCGCAUCAGGCCUCAUGGCCUCCGUCCAAGACUGGUCCGCCGGCGCCGUCGCAAAGAAAAUGCAAGCCACGGCCGAACAGUACGGUCUCGCGGGUCCCAUAGGCUACAUAAUGCACUGGAUCGACCCCGCCCCGGACCCGGACCCCAACUUUGUCCUCCGCUGGCUCCACCCGGGCGUCUUUGACGACUUCUCCACCCUCCGGCGCACCAUCCCCGUCGACCUCCCCGAUCCGACCGAGACGUACCCCGCGGACUACGCCCGUCGGGCGUACUGGCCGCCCGAGAUGGCGUCGCCGACGCCGGUGAUUUGGAUCCCGCGCGACGCGGCGGGGGUGAGCAAGCAGGAGGUGGAGCACUGUAGCAAGGUUGUCGGGUGUUCUGACGAGGGGGCCGAGUUGAAUGCCAAGAACCGGAUCGAGGUUGAGCUUGAGAAGGCGCCGUUUUGGGUGCCUCGUGUUUUGUAUUAG
This is a messenger RNA of Colletotrichum paranaense, 2907 nucleotides long. RefSeq lists its product as uncharacterized. Gene Ontology annotation, cellular component: plasma membrane. The record is from RefSeq and is a predicted model, not a curated record. The coding region runs from base 1 to 2907 and encodes 968 amino acids. Lineage: Eukaryota; Fungi; Ascomycota; Sordariomycetes; Glomerellales; Glomerellaceae. The transcript has 6 exons. Gene Ontology annotation, molecular function: calcium-activated cation channel activity.